Molecule: messenger RNA, 471 nt
Organism: Pyrus x bretschneideri (Chinese white pear)
Lineage: Eukaryota; Viridiplantae; Streptophyta; Magnoliopsida; Rosales; Rosaceae
Exons: 2
Coding region: 1-471 (156 amino acids)
Molecular function (GO): RNA-DNA hybrid ribonuclease activity; nucleic acid binding
Source: RefSeq, a predicted model, not a curated record
AUGGAUAAACUUGAUGUUGGUUGGAUUAAAUGUAAUUUUGAUGGAGCAUGGAUCCAACAAGAUUUGCGAGGAGGGUUUGGUGCUGUUAUACAGGAUCAUAGGGGAGAAUUCAUAGCUGCAAUUGAUAGUUCCAUUGGAAGAACACGCUCAGCAUUCCAUGCUGAGCUCUUUGCCGCCCGCCAGGUUACUUUGUGGCCCAAGCUUCCUUUUGGUAAAAGCAUAAUUUUCGAAUGCGAUUCUAGUCUGGUAUUGGCUGCUGUGAAGGGACAGGAUGAAGACUACUCGCUCUUGGGUCCUAUCAUUAACGAUCUUCAUUAUUUACUUCAAUCAUUUCCUCUGUUGCUGCUGAACCAUGAGCAGCAGGGAAGUAACUCGGCAGAGCACCGUCUUGAUCUAGUGGGUAUUGGUAGUAAUCAACAACUUUUGUGGUCCUUUUCGUGCGGGACACUCUUUUCCCUUCGACCGGGUUGA